This is a messenger RNA of Strigops habroptila (Kakapo), 1633 nucleotides long. RefSeq names its product sphingosine-1-phosphate receptor 4 (gene S1PR4). The coding region runs from base 148 to 1362 and encodes 404 amino acids. Gene Ontology annotation, cellular component: membrane. The transcript has a single exon. NCBI's taxonomy places the organism in Eukaryota, Metazoa, Chordata, Aves, Psittaciformes, Psittacidae. Gene Ontology annotation, molecular function: sphingosine-1-phosphate receptor activity. Gene Ontology annotation, biological process: G protein-coupled receptor signaling pathway. The record is from RefSeq and is a predicted model, not a curated record.
GCAGGGCUCUGGCUCGCAUCUCCACGCUGUAUAGAGCUGCUGGGACCAGCCUGGUCCAGCCACAGCCUCCUGGUGCCUCCAGCCCUCAAGCAGAGGCUCUGCUCUGCUCCCAAGCCCUGUUCCCUCGUGCAUCCCAAGGCUCAGAGGAUGGAUGGUCCAGAGUGGAGCUGGUUGGCGAAUCGCUCCCUUCCCCUUGGCUCUGCUCAGUAUCCCGAGCUCAGACUUGACCUGCUCGACAGGAAAAGCUCCUGCCUGGAGCUGGCUGCCAUGAGGAACGUGAACAUCGUCCUGCAGCAUUACAACUUCACGGGCAAGCUGAGCAACAGGCAGGCUGGGGACGAGGGCAUGGGGCUCCUCCGCACAGCGUUCGUCAUCAUCAGCUGCAUCAUCAUCCUGGAGAACCUGCUGGUGUUCUUGGCCAUCCUGCGGUGCCUGCGAGCGCGCCGCUGGGUCUACUCCUGCAUCGCCAGCAUCACGCUGAGCGACCUGCUGGCCGGGGCUGCCUACCUGUGCAACCUCUGCCUCUCGGGCAGGAAAACCUUCCAGCUUUCCCCCCAGCUCUGGUUCCUGCGGGAAGGAACCCUCUUCAUGGCGCUGGCCGCCUCCACCUUCAGCUUGCUGGUGACAGCCAUCGAGCGCUACAGCGCCAUGGUGAGACCCAUAGCUGAGAACGAAGCCAGCAAGACCCGGCGCUUACGUGGCCUCAUCGUGUCCUGCUGGCUCUUGGCCUUCAUCAUCGGGCUGCUCCCGCUGCUGGGCUGGAACUGCCUGUGCCACUUGAGCGCCUGCUCUGUCCUCCUGCCGCUCUACUCCAAGAACUACAUCCUUUUCUCCGUGGUCAUGUUCAGCAUCAUCCUCCUGGGGAUCAUCGGCCUCUACAUCUCCAUCUUGCAGUUGGUCCAGGCCAGCUCGAGGCAAACCAGCUCGAGGCACAGCCGCAAGCGGUCCCUGCGCUUGCUUAAGACCGUGCUGAUGAUCCUGGGGGCCUUCAUCAUCUGCUGGAGCCCCCUCUUCGUCCUGCUGCUCUUGGAUGUCUUCUGCGAGACCCGGACCUGCGCCCACCUCCGCAGCCUGGACUGGACCUUGGCUCUGGCCAUGCUGAACUCGGGGGUGAACCCCAUCAUUUACUCCCUGCGCAGCGUGGAGGUUCGCCGCGCCGUGGGGAGCCUCCUGUGCUGCUGCUGUGUCCGCCUUGGGCUUUGCGAGCCCGGGACAUGCUUGGUCAUCACUGACAUCAACUCAGGUUCAUCCACUGAGAGCUCCCUGCGGUACCGGGAGAGCUUCCGCAGCGCCGCCAGCGCCCGGCCCCGGGCUCCGCUCUCCAGCAACUCCAGCAUGAUGAGCAACCUCCCCAGCCUCUGAGGGCGAGCAGGAGGUGCCCCACAGCCCACCAGGACCUCCUGCUGCUGGGCCUGGCCUGGCCCAAGUGACCAAGCGCGGCUCCAUCCCAGUUGUUGGCUUUCCGAUGGCUUCAGCCUGGGGUAUGGCUUCAGUGAGGGUGCUCCUGGGGUGGGAGUGAAGGAUACGGGCACAUCUCUCUGCCGGGUUGUAAAUGGACCCUGUUCUGGGGAUGAUCCUGGCAGAAACCUUCCCCAAAGCAGUGUUUGCAACAGGAAUCACUUCAAGAGUCAUC